CCCCACCUUCUAGAUACACCACUGACUAAGCAUGAGUUGAUGGUUGAACUUGUAAGGCACUAGUGGCUGUUUUUGUUGACAUGAUUCAACUCAAAAAUGGCAGAAUAAAUUUCCAAAGGUUUCACCAACAACCAUGUCUUCAUUGAAGGGGAGAAAGCUUUUGGAAAAUAUAAAAUAUUUCAGUCAAACUUAUAAACUGCUGCUGUCAACAUUCUCAUAAAACAAAUCCCAAGCACUUAUCAAUGAUGAUGCUCACCUCGGCCAUAUGCACCAGAGGCAGAUUCAUGAAUUUAAAAUGGAAGGGGUGGAGGGCCUUGAGGUGGAAGUUAUAGAUGGGUCCAACCAUGGAAUUUUAUACCUCCAUGGUCCAGCCUACCUGAGCCCCAACACAGUUUGUUUUAAGCAUGGGUAAUGCCAAAUUUUAUGUCUACAACACCUCUAAGGGUCUGGAAAUGCCAAUCUCAAACUUGAAUUUGAAUGCAGUUCUUUUGUUUUCCCUCAUAUUCUUUCAUAUUUAGUGGUCCCGGGCAAGCUAGGCCCCCAAGUCAACUAGGUCCCCAGGCCGGCUGGGCCCCCUUAAAUUCGCUUCUACGCACUGCCACAUAAUUAAAGGAACAAGCACUAUUUUGAAGACUUUAUGUCAGCACACAUAUACAGUAGUACAGUAUACCUUUAAUUUUGUGAUAUUAUUGUAAUAAUAGAUUAUUGCAUGGGGUGCGUUGGAUUCACUCGACAAGUAUACUCGCAAGUACCUGACACGCAUCAAAGACCGCCACCCUCAUCUGCAUAUGUACGUUUUUCAAAAUCUGGUAGAAAAACAAUUUGCAAGAAUAUUUGAGAUGGAAUCAGGAUUAGCAAGAGCAACGAGCACGUGGAUAUCAACUGGAUGGUUGACGCUGUUACUCGCAAUUGGUCUGUGCGAUUCCAUCAAGGUUUACGGAAUGAUUGAUAAGGACUAUUGCAAGAGAAACCAAGACUCUGCUGUACCUUAUCACUAUUAUGAAGAUGGCAAGCUGAGCGAGUGUGAGAUGUACAAGUGGCAUGAUAAACACCACACAACGGGUCAUCCGUAUAUUAGAGAGGAAGUGAUCUUUCGACGUUUAGUCUCACUUUUCAAUAUUUCAUUCCAUCAUCCUAUGUGGAAAUUACAUAAUGUAGAUGUAUUUGAUACACCUCCUCGCAUUAGAAAUAAUCCGUUGAAGAGUUGAUAGAACACUACAUUAUUGUUGAACAGGAGAACUACUAAGAGAUUGAGGAUGCAUAGGAACAUGUUACUUUUACACUUGUAGGGAGCUACUGUACUUUGGUAAAGAGAGCUGGUGAGUGAUCUACCAGCUGUUGAAAAGCCACUGAAGGGUAGGAAUGCUGCUUAGGGAGAGGGCGCUACAGUAUUAUUAGGCAGAUAAUUGCUGUUGGUAGGAGAGAGCCUACCCAGGUGUAGACAAGCUAAGGAUUUUACCCAGAGACAGAAAAGCUACCCAAGGAAUGUGGAAACUACCAAGCAUUUGGAAAGCUUGCUCAGGGUUUGGUGAAUUCUCCAGGGGUAGGAAAGCUACCCAGGGGUAGGGAAGCUGCCCAGGGGUAGGGAAGCUACCCAGGUGGAGGGAAGCUACCCAGGGAUAGGGAAGCUACCCAGGGGUACGAGAGCUUCCAAGAAUUGUGGGAGACACUUAGAGUCAGGGGAAACUACCAAGAGGUUACAGUUUUGCACAACUAUUACUAUACCUCAUAAAUAUUAAUUAGGUAAUAUUUCAAUUUCAUUGGUCGAUUCCACUCAGUACGCAAAAUCAACUAUCACGUGCCUGGCUACGUGAAGCGUAUGCAACCUGUGUAUUUUCACCCUCAGUUUGAAAUGUAGACAAGCGGUUUGCUGUUUAAUAUUUUUUAGGUAUAGUAAACAAAAAAAAUACAACAGGGUAUUAUUUUGGUCAGUAAACUCCACUUCACCUCAAAGCAUGUUAUGUUUUAUAAUAUAAUCUUAAACUCAAAUAAACACAGUUAAACUUGCUUAUUAAUCGAAUCCGAAAUGCCAUUGAAAUAUUGUUUGACUUAGAUAAAAUUUGACUUUAUAGAUUGUCAAUUAAUGGAAAACAUAACAAUUUGGCAUAAAAAAAUUAAAUCGACUUAGGCAAGUUUAACUGUACAUUACUUUUUUUAUCUCAAAGAGUUCAGGCAAAAGGCCAACAUUAUAGUGUGUCUAAUUGCUCUAGAUGGUUAAUGCGUUCACUGCCAGCAACAAGUAUUCUCAUCCCAGGGGGUGUUGCUGAGGGCGCUACGCAUGACUAUACUCGUAAAAACCGGGGUAACAUUCUAGCGUUUAUUACUUCAUUGUUUUACAUUGUAGAACCAGAGACUGAACAGCUGAUAGUUUUGGGGAAGAUGCAUCUAGACAAUAAUGUACAAUUAUAUGUAUCUAUGUUUGUUGAGUUAUGUUCCUGGCUAAAGCUUUAGAUUGCUGAUUUAAAAGAACCAAUUAAAUUUACCUUUUAAUUAAACCAGGGAAGGAUUUAGGGGGAGCCGGCCCGGCCCGGACCCCUUUUGGGAGGUAAAUAAAAAAAAGGAAAAAAAGAAAGAAAAGGAAAAAAUAUAUAAGCCCAGAACGCCUCAAAUGUUAUUUUCGGGCAUCUAGAACACAAAAAUUUUACGGGGCCAUGCCCCCAGACCCCCUAGGACAGUGUUGUCUUGAUCGGCCAAACUUUAGGCCCCUUACGGCACCCCCUUUUGGACAUCUCUGUAUCCGCCCCUGUAAACUCAGAUUUUUCAUAAUUUAAACUAAUACUGUAUAAAUCCUAAGUUUUCUGUCAGAAAUUCAAGGUUAAAGCGCUGUCCACACUAUAAAAUUGUCUUUGGCAAACUACUCUUUUAUGGCCAUAUAUAGUCAUGGUUUGGCUAUGUGUAUCGUCACAUUACAAACUAACACAAUGAAAGAAGAUUGUGUUUGUCAAAUCAAGAAAGCACGUCAAAAUACGUGCUGUUGUUAACGACUUUUUGAGUGGUAAAGAAUUCAAAAUUACUUGACAACGAAUACGCGCUGAUUUUGACGCGCUACUCUGAUUUCACAAACUAACAGAGUCUACUUUGAUUGUGUUAGUUCGUGAUGUGAGCGACGAUAUGGUCAUAAUAUGAUGUCACCAUGACCAUAUUUGGGCAUAUUACAGAUUUUUGUCAAAUAAAAUUUGGUAGUUUAAACUUGGCUGAAAGCAAAUGCGAUAAGGAAUGAAAUUAAUUUACUCGCUGAGGAAUAUUUUUCCUCAUAAUUUUUAAGUUCAAAGCUUCUAAAUUUAGUGAACUAUGCAAAUUAAGGAAUUGAUAUUUUGGUUUUAAUUUUCAACUUUAUAUUGAUUUAUGUGGUAGAAUGUAAUAGGGUUUUACUACCUACUGUAUAUAGAUUCUGUUUUUAUUACGUUUUAAUUUAAGUGUAAAAUUGCAGCUGCUAUAUAUUACACUACAGGGUAUAAAGGAAAUGGGUGUCAACUUCAUGGACAUGCUUGUGCUAUAGGAAGUCUACAUUAAGAAUGCAUUUCAAGGAUUUUGCUUUAUAGGCAGUGUGUCUCCAGUGAGUCUUAUGUGUCCUGUCAGGCAGGCAAAGAUCCUCCCAUUUAGACAUGGUAUAUUAUUGGAAAAGUAUUUCCUUUUUUAAAAAUAAUUUUAAAAUAUUAUGAGCAUAAUUACAUGUCUCAGAACAGAUUAAAAAUAGCUCAGAGCUGCAGUUUCCAUAAAUGUGAGAGUAUAUAGCUCCUACCUAUUCCCCCCUCCCCCACAUUCCAGAUUUUUGAUACGGAAAGUUUUUGUUUUUUUGGAUGUGCCGCUGAGCCCCUCCUCAUCCCACCCUUUUCUAAAAUUUCCCCAGAAUUAAUCCUUAUUCCUACUUAUGGAUAUGCAACUGAACCCACACUUGCAUCAAUUCUUUCCUGUAUAUGCCAAUAAAUUCAGCCUUGUCCACCUGAAAGUAGACUGGGUUCCAGUUCUUAAAUUGUGUCUUAAUUAGUGAAAACUAUUAAAAAUAAAUCGAUUUUGGCACCUAUGGCGUUCCAUAUUACUUAUUUGCAUGGCGUUCCAUACUAAUUCCCAUCCAAAUUCUAACAGACGCUGGUGGCGCUCUCCGAAAUUAUCUAACAUUAUGAAAAGUCAAUACUGUAUUUAAAAUUAGGGACUUGUGGCAAGUCUAACUGGAACGCUUCAAUAUUCCACUGUCAUCAGUCCCUCUAGCUGAUGAAUUGAUCCAUCUUUCCUUUCAAGAUAUCUUAAACUUACUAUUUCCAAGUCAGUAAAUCGAACUAUUAUGUCUCCCCUUCCUGUAAUUCCAUUCGUUGGUACUUCCCCCAGCCUAUGCCGCAGAAUUUUCUUGCUGAAUGUGGCAGUCCAACUUCGGCUAUGGCUAAAAUACUGUAAAAAUGCUUUUUGAAACCAAUGUUCCCUGGUAGAUUGAUUGGUUUCUUCCCCGACAAAAGGUCCAGGGUUCUCCAACGGGUCCACCCCCGCUCCCCCCUCCCCCAGACCUAUGUUGGCACUGCCACUGACUGCAUCUGUCGUAAAAUGCAAUUGACUAAAGUGAUGUCUUCCUCAUAUAGCAAAGAAUAUAUUUACCAACCACUAUUUUGAAUAAAUGCAAUUAUUUUGUACU
Messenger RNA from Anneissia japonica, 4624 nucleotides. Its product is annotated as alpha-N-acetyl-neuraminyl-2,3-beta-galactosyl-1,3-N-acetyl-galactosaminide alpha-2,6-sialyltransferase-like. The transcript is spliced from 3 exons. NCBI's taxonomy places the organism in Eukaryota, Metazoa, Echinodermata, Crinoidea, Comatulida, Comatulidae. The record is from RefSeq and is a predicted model, not a curated record. The coding region runs from base 789 to 1208 and encodes 139 amino acids. Gene Ontology annotation, molecular function: sialyltransferase activity.